AAACAGGAAUCACUAAAAAAAUCUAACAACCAUGUUGAGUGGUUGCAAGUUGCGUCUAUGGAAAGGCUACUGUACAACCAUGAUCAAUUAUAUAAACACAUUCCCCUCCACACAAAUGGAAUGCAGUAUCCCAACUUUCCCACACAGCAGCUUUUCUGCUUGACUUUCCUUCUCUGCAGCCAUGGCGCGUCUUUUUUCCCUUGUAUUUGUGAGCACUGUUCUGGCCUUGACGGUUGCUGCAACUGCCUUCGAUGGCAGCAAUUAUAUUGACAUGGUCACUGAUAAAUUUAGUGAACUGGGAAAUGAUGCGUUUAAGCUGCUGGGAACCUCCCCCAAAGCUUUACAGUUUGGAGAGUUUGCUCUCAGUUAUGGCAAGAAGUACAGUUCGAUCAGCGAGCUUGUCCAGCGAUACAAUGUUUUUGUGCAGAACGUGGAAUUAAUCGAGUCAAGAAACAGCAUGAAUCUUCCUUACACUUUGGGACUUAAUGAGUUUGCUGACUUGACAUGGGAGGAAUUUCGGGGACAAUAUCUGGGUGCAUCACAGAACUGUUCAGCUACUAAGAGUAAUCACAAGUUCAUGGAUGUUGAGCUUCCUAAAACGAAAGACUGGAGAGAAACGGGCAUAGUGAGCCCAGUGAAAAAUCAAGCCCACUGUGGAUCCUGCUGGACAUUCAGCACCACUGGAGCACUUGAGGCUGCCUAUAAACAGGCUACAGGAAAAUUUGUUAGCCUGUCUGAACAGCAAUUAGUUGACUGUGCUGGAGCAUUCAACAACUUUGGCUGCAAUGGUGGCUUGCCAUCCCAAGCAUUUGAGUAUAUUAAAUACAAUGGUGGACUAGACACUGAAGAGGCUUACCCUUACACAGCUAAAGAUGGUGUCUGUAAAUAUGAUGUAAACAGUGUUGGUGCAAAGGUUUCAGAUUCUGUCAACAUCACUUCGGGAGAUGAAGAAGAACUUAAACAGGCCGUGGCUCUAGUUCGCCCUGUUAGUGUGGCAUUCCAAGUUAUUCAAGAAUUCCGAUUUUACAAGGGAGGGGUCUUCACCAGCACCCACUGUGGUCAAGGCCCAAUGGACGUGAACCAUGCUGUUCUGGCUGUUGGGUAUGGCGUUACCGAAGAAGGAACCCCAUACUGGAUCAUCAAGAAUUCUUGGGGAGCAGAUUGGGGCGUUGAUGGAUACUUCAAUAUGGAGUUGGGAAAGAAUAUGUGUGGUGUCUCAACUUGUGCUUCUUAUCCCAUUGUCUAGGGUAGCUCGUACUGAAGCUCUGAAAAUAAGAUGUAUAUAAAACUGACAGGUUGCUUAAAUCUGUUACUUCUAUAGAAAGAAAUGCAACAUCAGUUGGUAUGCAUUUAAUAUAGUCUAGCUUGUUUUAAGCUUCUACAAGAAAAACUUGCGCUUAAUUGGAGAAUUAAGUUGGAUUGUUAAAUUCCAUUUACAUAAAUUAUAUUUGGAUAGCAAGACCUUUGUGAUUGUAAAUGACUAAAACUAAUGAUGGAAUUAUUCAAUUAUGCAAUGAAACUGUUGAAUUAUAGAUA
Messenger RNA from Cryptomeria japonica (Japanese cedar), 1536 nucleotides. Its product is annotated as thiol protease aleurain-like. Gene Ontology annotation, biological process: immune response. The transcript has 8 exons. Bases 182 to 1246 code for a protein of 354 amino acids. Gene Ontology annotation, molecular function: cysteine-type endopeptidase activity. Gene Ontology annotation, cellular component: lysosome. The record is from RefSeq and is a predicted model, not a curated record. NCBI's taxonomy places the organism in Eukaryota, Viridiplantae, Streptophyta, Pinopsida, Cupressales, Cupressaceae.